This is a messenger RNA of Plutella xylostella (diamondback moth), 2974 nucleotides long. RefSeq names its product prominin-like protein. NCBI's taxonomy places the organism in Eukaryota, Metazoa, Arthropoda, Insecta, Lepidoptera, Plutellidae. The record is from RefSeq and is a predicted model, not a curated record. Gene Ontology annotation, cellular component: membrane.
AGUUGUAUCGGUGGUGUUUAUGUUUCCAAAAGUGGGUAUCUUUUAGUGUUUGUUUUGCAAACAUAGAAACCGAAGGUGCUCGCGGAAACCAGUACUACUGUAUUCCAGUCAGUGGGUGUAGAAGUGUUGGUGUUAUGUGGCGUGUGCUGUGAUUAUCACCAUGAAGUGUUUGUGGGUGGUGCUGAUGGUUGCGGCGGCGGCGGGGGCCGAGUCGGAGGGUUGGCUGAACAAGUUCGGGUCCAACCUGCGAUCAGAGCUGGGGCAGGUGCUUGGGGCCACGGAGGUGCCGUACUUCGAGGCCGUGGUGAACGUGACCUAUGUCUCCCGGAGCGAGUUUGACAUGAGGGCCAUGGGGCCGCUCUACAACUCCACGCCCGCCAUCAUUAACACCAUCGCCAACAAGCAGGCGUACCCUGAAGGCAUAGUGUCUAUGUCGGACUGGCACAUCGAGGUGGCGUCUCUGUCGGAGAACUGGCGUCCACUGCUGGCGCACUACGCGGGGCCGGGCGCCGUGCUCGUCAUAGCGGUGCUGCUGGCUGCUGCGCUGCCGAUUGCUGGUUUGUUCUGGUGCUGCUGCCACUGGUGCCGCGGCAAGCGCCGGCGCCCCUUCGACCGCAAGUUCGACUCGUGCCUGAAGGGGAUCCUCGCCAUAGUGCUGAUAGCACUGCUCACGCUCUUCUUGUUCGGCGUAGUAUGCGCAUUCGCGACCGACGCGCAGCUCGAGCGCAGCGCGGCGGAGUCCCCGGGCGCCGUGCGUGCCGCCGCGCAGGACGUCAAAGAGUUCCUCAAUGCAACCCAGGCGCAUGCGCACUGGCUGCUGGUGGUUAACUACAAGCAGUUGGAGGAUACGCUGCAGACUAUGCUUAAUAACAGCGGCGAACAAGUAUCUGUGCAACUGGGCGAGUUCUCCCGAGCAGUAUCCGUUACGGCCCUUGCGCGCAUGGUGCGGCAACUGGAGAGCGUGCAACAAGAGCUGCGGCGCGUGCGCAACGUGACCGCGUCGCUGCGGUACAACGCCGAGAGACUCAACACCGGUCUGCGCAAGGUCCGCCACCAGCUCCUCCUGACCCUGAAGAACUGCGAGCAGCCUCAGUGCAGACGCUUACAGGAGAAGUACCGGAUCGGGCAGCUCGACACGCAGAUACAGUACAACCAGAUGCCGGACGUCUCCGAACUCCUCAACAACGUGUCCGCGCUGCUGGAGGCGGACAUCGUGCGCGAGGUGGCGCGCGGCGCGGACGUGUUCGCGGACAUCCAGCGCGCCGUGCGCACGGAGGUGUCCGCGCGCAUGCCGGCCGCCGCCGCCGAGCUGCAGCGGCAAGGCGAGCGUCUCCGCAACAUGUCGGCCACGAUCACGGCGCAGUGCGCGCGGCUGUCCGCGGCGACACAGGACGCGGCCAAGGAGGCGGCCGAGACCAUCGAGCAAGCGCACCGGCAGUACGGGCCGUAUCGACGCUACGUCGGCAUCGGCGCCGCCACCGCCAUGUUACUGAUACUGUCAGUAUUGAUCUGGGGUCUGCUCUGCGGCGUGUGCGGUAAGCGGCCCGACGUGUACGCAUCGUCGGAUUGUUGCAACAAGGCGUCCGGCUCCAGAUGGCUGCUGUGCGGCACAGGGCUGAUGUUCCUGCUGGGCGGCGCGGCGGCGCUGGUGCUGGCGGCCUACUUCGCCGUCGGCAUCACGGCGCAGCGCUUCGUGUGUGAUCCGCUCACUGAGCCAAAGGGCAACCGUCUGUUCGAAGACGUGGAUCGCUUCCUGGACCUGGAGAUGGCGCUGUUCAAAGAACACCGAGACCCCGACUUCAACCUGUCCGCUGUGUUAUACCGCUGUCAGGACAACCAGACCAUCUACACGACGCUCCACUUCCACCGAAUAAUCGACCUGGAAGCCAUCAAGUCGGACCUGGAGCUCCAGAUCACCCGGCAGGUGGCAGCCCUACAGCCUGCUUACCCGACGCAGGCGCGCAACGUCGUCAUACUGAAGCCUUCAGCCAAGGAGAAGCUCAAACAGCUGGCGGCUACCGGGUUAAGCGAGUUUAACUUUGACAGGAUUCUUGAGGCGCUGGAAACGAACAUCACCUCCCUCUCGCUGGACUCUCUCUCCGCUCAACUCGAGGCGGCGGCCGGUGAGCUGAUGUCUAGACCCGCGUUCACUCAACUCACCAUCGAGCUGCGCGACGCGGCCGCCAUGCUGCGGACCUACCAUGAUGAUAUCGUCGUGCCGAUUACUGCUGAUACUAGCAAACUGCAUGAGACAGCAACAGCCCUCCGCGACGGCCUCCGCUUCAACCACUCGUCGCUGGCAGAAGCGGUCGCGCACCUGAUGGCCGAGACCGAGCAGGCCGAGCUGUUCCUCAACACGCAGGGCCCGCAGCUCAUACAGAAUCUAACCCGCGACUUCGGCGACUCGAUCGCGGCGCCCAUGCGCGCGUACCUCGAGCGCGUGGUGCGCGCGGCCGGCAGCGAUGUGGGCCGCUGCGGGCCGCUGGCGCAGGCCUACAACUCGACCCGCGACGCCGCCUGCACGCACGUGCUCAUGCCCAUCAACGGCUACUGGAUGUCCCUCGCCUGGUGCAUUCUGCUCUUCGUGCCGAUAAUGUUGGUCUCACAGAAACUGGCUCGCCUCUACCGCAGUCUAGACCCGUACCCAGGACCGCUGGUCGAAGCCGAGUAUUUGUAUGACGCGUACGCGGACCGCGAUAACGUACCCCUUGCCAAUGGCUCCAAGCGCAGCACGCUAGACAUCGAGGGUAAGAUAGCGGAGUGGAAGUGUCGAGCCACCGCGCCCCCCGCGUCCCCCGGCCACGCCCCCGCCCCCGCCGGCUCCACCGAGCUGGUGCUAGAGGCGGGGGGUGGAGUCGUCUGCGCCCUGCUACCCCCAGCGGCACUCAUAGAUGACCUGAGGACUCGACUGGAUCACAAAGAUGAAGAUAACGAGAGCGGCAUUCACGAUGCUGAGUAACUUGACUGGUUCGGG